UAUGUUCUUCUGGGCGUGGAAAGGUAAUUAAAAGUCACACCAGAUCACUAUAUAUGUUGGCUGUCACAGCUCAUUACGCAUUCUCUUUAAGCUGUCUUAAAGACGAAAGUAUUGAUAUGUGCAUCAGUCGUAUUGUCUUCUUUGUUCUGGCUGUUGCAAGGGGGUCACUUGCUGGCUACCUCAAUGACUAUGACCAGCCUUUCGUCUUCAGCUGUCAAGAAAAUCAAAUUAUCAGCUACAUUUCCAGUGUUCAUGAUAACCACUAUGAAGACAGACGCUGGGAAGUUCACUGCCGGACUGCAGGGCCUACAUCAAACUGCAUUAACUCAGGCUACGUGAAUAACUUCGAUAGCCCGAUGGUCUUCAUUUGUCCUGGAAACGGAGUUCUGACCGGCAUUGAAAGUUAUCACGAUAACCAUUAUGAAGAUCGUAGGUUCGCGUUCAAGUGUUGCGAUGUGAAUGGAAAGAUCCCUAGUAAUUGCCGAACCACUAAUAACAUGAAUAAUUGGGAUGGUAAGCUGACUAUGCUAGUCCCAGAGAAUCAAGCAAUCACUGGAGUUUUUAGCCAUCAUAGCAACCACUACGAGGACAGGCUAUUUAGUUUUAGACUUUGUACAUUGUAGUUACAUCCAGACAACACAUUGAUUGGUCUCACUCAAAGCUGUUGUCCCACAAUGUCACUCGUACCUCUUCCCAGGAUGAACUUUUUAAUAAAUAUAUCUCGUCUA
Biomphalaria glabrata is the source of this 728-nucleotide messenger RNA. Its product is annotated as dermatopontin-like. Gene Ontology annotation, biological process: collagen fibril organization. The transcript has 3 exons. Gene Ontology annotation, cellular component: extracellular matrix. Gene Ontology annotation, molecular function: extracellular matrix structural constituent. The coding region runs from base 54 to 623 and encodes 189 amino acids. NCBI's taxonomy places the organism in Eukaryota, Metazoa, Mollusca, Gastropoda, Planorbidae. The record is from RefSeq and is a predicted model, not a curated record.